CUUCCAAGUCCGGGCGGUCGCCUCCCGACGCCGAAGGGAACGGUUUCUUCUUAAAGGAGAAACAGCGGCGGCGCGCGCGGUGGGCCCCGGUCCUCCCGCUGCUCCCGGAGCGUGCAGGCGGGACUGGAAGGCGCAGGCGCAGUCUGGGCUAAGGCGGGUUGGGGCGCGCAGUGCCCGCCCCGACUCUAAAGAAGGGGUGGCCGGAUCCUGGAGCCGCGAGUGCCGCACAGGCAGUGUGGUCCGGUCCCCACUCAGCGCAGACGGCGCGGGGGCUGUGUGUGCCCGGGACGCCCCGACGACACCGCGUUCCCCGAGCAGGCCCGGGCGCGCAUGGCCUCGCCGGUGGCAGACGCAUCCCGCCGGCGGCGGGAGAAGCGCCGGCAACUGGACGCGCGCCGGAGCAAGUGCCGCAUCCGCCUGGGCGGCCACAUGGAGCAGUGGUGCCUCCUCAAGGAGCGGCUGGGCUUCUCCCUGCACUCGCAGCUCGCCAAGUUCCUGCUGGACCGGUACACUUCUUCCGGCUGUGUCCUCUGUGCAGGUCCAGAGCGUGUGCCCCGAAAGGGUCUGCAGUACCUGGUGCUCCUGUCUCAUACGCACAGCCGGGAGUGCAGCCUAGUGCCUGGGCUCCGCGCGCCUGGAGGCGGGGAUGGGGAGCUUGUGUGGGAGUGCUCAGCGGGCCACACGUUCUCCUGGGAACCUUCUUUGAUUCCUACACCCUCAGAGGUGCCUAAGCAGGCCCCCCUUACACACACUACUGAGAGAACCUGGUGCCCAGAGGCCAGGAGGAAGCAGGAGCCUGAAGGUUUGGAGUGCGAGCAGCAUGAGAGGACUCAAGAAACCAGGCUGUCCAGGGGAAUAGAAUCCCCACUGGAGACCUUCCCACCCCCAGGAGAGGAACAGGAUGCAGAAGAGGAGGAGGAGGAGGACGAGGAGGAAGAGGAAGAAGAAGAGCUGCUCAGUGAUGCCAGCCCGUGGACCUACAGCUCUUCCCCAGAUGACAGUGACCCAGAUGUCCCUAGGCCACCUCCAUCCCCUAUUCCCCACACACCAAAGGAGGGAGAGGUCCCCCCAGUUCCUGCAACUCUCCCCACUCCAUGUGCUGUUCACGCUUCUCCGGGGUCCACAGCUGCGCUGACGUCAGAUGCCGAGGUGCAGCUGGAGCUCGGCAGGACCCCUCAGGCAGCUGCAGAGCUGCAAAUGACAGAGUCUCUGGGCAGCCCUGGGAGUCAGGCCCAGUCUGCUCCGAACCCGACCUGGGAUGAGGACACUGACCAGAUUGGGCUCAGGAGAAUUAGGAAAGCUGCCAAAAGAGAGCUGAUACCCUGCGAUUUCCCUGGCUGUGGAAGGAUCUUCUCCAACCGGCAGUAUUUGAAUCACCAUAAGAAGUACCAGCACAUCCACCAGAAGUCAUUCUGCUGCCCCGAGCCGGCCUGUGGGAAGUCCUUCAACUUUAAAAAGCACCUGAAGGAGCAUGUCAAACUACACAGCGACACCCGAGACUACAUCUGUGAGUUCUGUGCUCGUUCUUUCCGCACUAGCAGCAACCUUGUCAUCCACAGACGAAUCCACACAGGAGAGAAGCCCCUACAGUGUGAGAUAUGUGGGUUUACUUGCCGCCAGAAGGCCUCGCUGAACUGGCACCGACGCAAGCACGCAGAGACUGCCGCCGCCCUGCGGUUCCCCUGUGAAUUCUGUGGCAAACGCUUUGAGAAGCCAGACAGUGUGGCAGCUCACCGCAGCAAAAGCCACCCAGCCCUUCUCCCAGCACAGGAGGCGCCUGGCUCUUUGGGACCUAGUCUCAGCAUCUCUGCUCCUGAGCCCCUGCAAACUCCUGAGGGGGCUAGCCUCUGUACCUCUUCUGACUCUAAUCCUGCCCCCUCCACAGCCAUCUCUUCACCUGGGGUGCUAGACCUCAGAGACACAGAGAAAAGUCAGAUGGUGGUGUCCAGGAACUAGGGUAUUUGAAUGCAGUUGAGGGUGGGGCAUGACUUGGCUCCAGAUACCUAGCUUUAGCCUUCAAGGAAACAAUAAAUAGUAUUUUACACAA
Meriones unguiculatus (Mongolian gerbil) is the source of this 2047-nucleotide messenger RNA. RefSeq names its product zinc finger protein 692 (gene Znf692). NCBI's taxonomy places the organism in Eukaryota, Metazoa, Chordata, Mammalia, Rodentia, Muridae. Gene Ontology annotation, biological process: regulation of transcription by RNA polymerase II. Gene Ontology annotation, molecular function: chromatin insulator sequence binding. Gene Ontology annotation, cellular component: kinetochore; chromosome. The coding region runs from base 331 to 1956 and encodes 541 amino acids. The record is from RefSeq and is a predicted model, not a curated record. The transcript has 12 exons.